This is a messenger RNA of Penicillium verrucosum, 294 nucleotides long. RefSeq lists its product as uncharacterized. Bases 1 to 294 code for a protein of 97 amino acids. The record is from RefSeq and is a predicted model, not a curated record. The transcript has 3 exons. Lineage: Eukaryota; Fungi; Ascomycota; Eurotiomycetes; Eurotiales; Aspergillaceae.
AUGGCAGUGAACGAGGGCCUAGCUAUUGGCCUUUCUCUUGGGAUAGGCAUCCCUCUCGCCAUCUCGUUUAUAGUAUUGGCUGUGGUUUAUGGUCGUCGCAGACAUCCAAAACUGCCUCAGCCUGAUGCUUGCCGAACUCAGAAUACUGAAAACUGGCUCGAUCUAUACCGCGCAACUCGUCCACGCUCCUUUGUGGAGAAGAUCUGCAGUAUCUUGGAGUCCCUCAGGGUGCUCAGGAAGCCCAUAGUUCAGGAGGUAUAUAUGAUGGAGGAUGGGGCUAAGGUCCCGAAGUGA